Molecule: messenger RNA, 1771 nt
Organism: Ficedula albicollis (Collared flycatcher)
Lineage: Eukaryota; Metazoa; Chordata; Aves; Passeriformes; Muscicapidae
Gene: VRK3
Product: vaccinia related kinase 3
Exons: 11
Coding region: 528-1463 (311 amino acids)
Biological process (GO): signal transduction; peptidyl-serine phosphorylation
Cellular component (GO): nucleus; cytoplasm
Molecular function (GO): ATP binding; protein serine/threonine kinase activity
Source: RefSeq, a predicted model, not a curated record
UGAUCUUUUCAGUCUAGUUGUAAACAUCCAAAGGGAAGUUUUUGAUCUUGUCCUCUCUUGUUAAUUUGGAAACUGUCCAGGAGGAAUCUUCCCCAUUACCAGGUUUUGUUUAAUAUUUGGCUUUGCUUUCUUCUUCAUUAUUCAAGCUGUUGCAUAACAAAGUCUGAGCAUCCAUCUAUGUUUUUAAAAAAAUGAGAUAAAAAGGAAAAUCAGUAGUGGAGAGUGCUUUUAUAGAAAUAGAUUUUAGGUGAUGAGCAGCAGGUAACCUGUGAAUAGCACUUGGUCUAAGAGCAAGAGAAGAGGAACUGCCUUGAGGCCAAGUCAUGGGUGCAAAUCCUUUUGGAGAAGAGAAGCCACAUACAACUUUAACAUGCAUACGGAGCAGAGGGACUUGGCAUCCCUUACAGACUUGUCAAACCAUGGGGUGAUCUGGAAGGAGUGCUCAGCAAAUGAAUUUGGGGAUGCCUUUGAGGUUGUACUAAUGAUCUAUUCUUUGCAUACCCCUCAAAGACCCCCAUACUGUAGCCAUGCCCAGAUGCUUCUGUGACUUAAGCAGAGCUGCACUUGCAGCAUGUCAGGGUGCUGAGCUCCUGGAGCAAGCGCAGUCAGCAUCUGGAACCUGUCCUCAAAAGCAAAGCUACUCCCUCAAACUUGAUGCCAAAGAUGGGAGGAUCUACAAUGAACAGAAUUUCUUCCAGAGAGCUGCAAAGGCAGGCACAGUGGAGAAGUGGAAGAAGUGGCAUUCUGUGCCACUGCUGGGCAUCCCCAACUGCGUUGGCUUUGGACUGCAUGCAGACAGCUACAGGUUUUUGGUGUUCUCUGACUUGGGGCGAUCUCUUCAGUCGGUCCUGAGUGAUGGCCUGCACCUGCUGAGGGAGAAGGCAGCUUUUCAGAUUGCAAUUCGUGUGCUAGACUGCCUGGAAUACAUUCAUGAGAAUGAGUAUGUGCAUGGGGACAUCACUGCUGAGAACAUCUAUUUGAACCCAGCAGACCUCACACAGGUGACCCUCGCUGGCUACGGCUUCGCAUUCCGGUACUGCCCCGGGGGGAAGCACGUGGCUCGGCGUGAGGGCAGCAGGACCCCUCACGAGGGCACCGUGGAGUUCAUCAGCCUGGACAGCCACAAGGGCACAGGACCAUCUCGACGGAGUGACUUGGAAUCUCUGGGCUACUGUCUUCUGAAAUGGCUCUGUGGCAUUUUGCCUUGGUCUGAUGAGCUGGACAAAGUAAAAGCUGUGGUAGAACAGAAAGAAAGGUACAGAAAGGAUGUGAGAUGCCUUCUCCAACUGUGCUUCAGGCAGAGAUCCAUUCCAGAUGCCCUGGAGAGCUACCUGGAGCAGGUGAUGGCACUGGAGUACGAGGAGAAGCCUGACUAUGCAGCCCUGCGGCAGCUCUUUGGGAAACCACUGGAAAAGAUGAAAUCUUCAGCUUAUGACUCCGUGGAUGUCCGAGUGGUGCCCUGAGAUCAAGGUUGAGUUGAGAACUUUCUACAGUGAGGCCUUUGCCAGAUAUAUUUUCACUUUUACCAGUUUUAGAAUGAGAGAAGUUUUUAUAAGUUUUCUUCCCAUGUUAAUGUGAUCCAGUGCUGAAGUCUGGGCUGCUGCUGUACCAUGUUAAUGUGAAGACAUUCCUGCAUGGCAGAUCAGGGGAAGCAGUAGCUGGGGAACUGCAGUGGAGCCACUGUGAGCCAGGAAGCUAAAUCAGGGAUUUUAUUGUCUCUUUUGAACAAGAGCAGCAGUACAUGUUUUGUAAUAAACUUUGUGGACAAGUA